AUGGGUUACAACAACGAGUCUGGCGUCACCCACUUCGUGACAGUUGGGAUCGACCAGGAGAAGGAGUUUGAGGCUGCUGACGUCUUCUUCUUCACCUUCGACGGAGAGGACAUCCCAGUCGGCUCGCUAAGCUCCACUUUAAAUCUCGUGGAAAUGCUUGCAUUUAUGCCUCUCAAAAAAAAGCUCCUGUCGAUCCGGGGCACCGCCGAGUACACGUGGACCUCCCCCGACAGCCGGGCGACCAUCACGCGCGAAGCGCACAAGCGCGCCUUCGCUCACGUGGAGAUUGAGGGCCUCUUUAAGGCCACCUUCUUCCCUCGGAUCGAGAGCCGCAUCCAGUUGGACCCCCUCGGCAAGUACCUCGACAUGGACAUGGACACCCUCGCCAUCUCCCGCCACUCCCACGGCGUCCUGGGCCGAGGCUGCGAUCCAUUUCGUUCGUCCCCCCUUGUGUUGCCGUUCACUGAGAUCCGCCUCGUUCCGGUUCCGCUGCAGGGCCAGAUGUUCCGCCCCGACAUUAUUGAGCGGAAGAACGCCGUCACGACCAACCUGACCGGCCACGAGUUCCUGGUGGAGGGCAAAACCGCCGACUACCGCGUCUCCUCGCUGACGUCAUAUGACAGCACCUUCAACCAGUUCAACCUGGCGGCGGGCGUCACCGUGCGCAACUUCAACGUCAUCGAGGACGGCGCCAAGUUGGCGGCGCGCAAGAUGCUGACGUCAGCGAGCGGCUUGCCCGGCGCGGAUGGCAGCACGAUCGUCAGCGCCCGGUGCAGCCAGGACCGGGGGUCGUUGGUCUGCGCCUGA
Messenger RNA from Klebsormidium nitens, 807 nucleotides. The record is from the annotation of a GenBank genome assembly. NCBI's taxonomy places the organism in Eukaryota, Viridiplantae, Streptophyta, Klebsormidiophyceae, Klebsormidiales, Klebsormidiaceae.